Diaporthe batatas is the source of this 1341-nucleotide messenger RNA. RefSeq lists its product as uncharacterized. The coding region runs from base 1 to 1341 and encodes 446 amino acids. The record is from RefSeq and is a predicted model, not a curated record. The transcript has 4 exons. NCBI's taxonomy places the organism in Eukaryota, Fungi, Ascomycota, Sordariomycetes, Diaporthales, Diaporthaceae. Gene Ontology annotation, cellular component: nucleus; cytoplasm.
AUGGACACACCAGUCAUACCACCUCCCAAGGAUGCAAGGGAGCAGGAGAUCAUGGAACGCCUCGUGGCGAUUCGUGACCAGCUACUGCUCCUCAAACAGGACCGGACGAAAUAUAUCCGGUCCCAGGACGUGAUGGGGUUGUAUGAGCAGACCAUUGAGGAGAUCCGCAAGGUCAACGAGAUUCGAGGAGAUGCCAAGGAUCAGGCCGGGGAGAACCGCCUCGACAAGAUCAUCGAGAGCUGCUUCCAGCUUCUGUCGCUCUUCUUCAUGACGAUCGGGAGGACAAAUGAGGCACCCGCGGCAUACUCACUCACCUCGACUAUUAAGCGCCUAUUGCAGCACCUGACGGAAGCGAACCUGUUUUCUGCGAAGGACUUGGACAGUAUGGCCAAGACGCUAGACCAGCUUUCGAGGACCGUCAACGAUGCCGACGCGAGGCACUCGCCGUACCUGCUCAAGUUGCUGUCGAAAAGGGUCGAGCUGUGUCAGUCAUCACUGGCCAUGUUGCAGAAAAAACUGGACGACCUGGAUGAGACCCUGCUCGCUGUGCACGAGAAGAUCAUCUCAAUCUUGAGGUCUCUAUCACUGGCAAAUACGAAGGCAAAAUUUAACACUUCCGAGGUGAAGAAGCUCCAGGCUCAGCUAAAGGAGAUCGACGCACAGCGGCAAGACGGGAAGUUCCUCACUACGGGCGGCGAAGUUGCCAAGGGCAGCGAGCAGGUGUGCUGGCUUCUGGAUCGGGUUCUCUUGUGGUCCGACAUUGUUCUGGAGAGGAAAGGCGUCAUCCCAGAGCAGUGGAGGAAUGUUUACGACGUCCUGAUCGGCAUUCGCAAUGAUCUCGAUAAGUUCUCGAUCACGCCGGCGUGGUCGCUCAGAGAGACAGAUCUGUACGACUACCAACGGCAACUUGACAAGAUCGACGAGGCCAGAGUAGAUGGGAACUGGCUGGACGAUGAGGGCAAGCCGGCGGAACUCUACGUGCAAAGGACGUUGCUGUACCUGAUUAGGCGAAGCUACGGUUACAUCUACCAUCUCAUGGUCCUUUCGGAGCCAGUAUCGGAAGCACUUUUGCCAAUUUACAACCAACUGUCGACCUUGAAACGGUGUCUGCUCGAGGUCAAGAACUCCGGGGGAGGGAGCUCAGUGAGAGAGUUGUACCCCUACAGCAUGAAGCUCAACUCUAUCGACAACAUGCGCACCGACGGGAAGUUCGAGGUCAACGGCGACAUCCCAGAGGGCCAGGCAGCAGUUGCAGACCUCCUGGCCGAAUGCUUCGAGCUCAAUUACGAACUGCGAGUGGAUGCCGAGUCUCGCGCUGAAGCGGAGAAUGCCGAAGCAUAA